This is a messenger RNA of Tetranychus urticae (two-spotted spider mite), 2391 nucleotides long. RefSeq names its product carotenoid-cleaving dioxygenase, mitochondrial. Gene Ontology annotation, biological process: retinal metabolic process; carotene catabolic process. Gene Ontology annotation, molecular function: beta-carotene 15,15'-dioxygenase activity; carotenoid dioxygenase activity. The record is from RefSeq and is a predicted model, not a curated record. NCBI's taxonomy places the organism in Eukaryota, Metazoa, Arthropoda, Arachnida, Trombidiformes, Tetranychidae.
AAUUUUUUUCUAUCACAUGAUCAAUCACCUGGUAGUUUUGUUUAAUUUUUAUCCUUCCAAAUUUGUUCCAUAACGAUACAGGUGAAGUUCAAGGUACAUGAAGCUAAUUUAGGUUUCGCGUUUGUGACCACUUGCUUGAAACACUCUUUAGUUAAAUCUUCAACUAAUAUGACCUUAAUUAUUUAGCUUACUUGUCAUCAUUUUGUGAUAAUAUUAAAAGGUUUCCUCUCUCUUUAACCACAUCUAUUGACAGCUGAGUCUUCAUUGAUUUUUGUCUCUUAAUCAUCAAUCGCAUUGUCAUUACUGGACAUCUUUCUGGUUUCACUCAUCAAGUCUUUUCCUUUACUCACUCAAUAUGAUUCUCUUACGCCAAAUAGUCUCACCGAAAUGUUACUUCGUUUGUCAAGUUUACUAUGGCAGAAUCAUUCCAUGUCUCAGAAGUUACAGUUCAAUGCAACCUUCAUCAUUAUCAGAUUCUUCAUCCUUUGAUGUUGUUCAUCAAGUGAAAGCUUUACCGCCUAACCUACGAUCAUGUCUAAAAGAAUGCACAGAACCUGUUACUGCUAAAGUCGUCGGACAAAUCCCAACGUGGGUCAAAGGAUAUUUACUACGUAAUGGUCCAGGUCUUCGUAAAAUUGGUCCUGAUGAAUAUCGUCAUUUAUUUGAUGGUCUUGCGCUGAUCCAUCAAUUCACUAUUGAUAAUGGCUAUGUUACCUAUCGUAAUAAAUUUUUACGCUCAGAGGCUUAUAAAAGAAAUAUGAAGGCCAAUCGAAUUGUUGUCUCUGAUUUCGGAACUCGUGCUUAUCCUGACCCAUGUAAAAGUUUACUUGGAAGGUACAUGAGUUACUUUUCAUUUAAACAAUUUACAGACAAUGACUCUGUCAGUAUUUAUCCAGUUGGUGAUGAAUUAUAUGCUUCUACUGAAUCAACUUUUCUUCAUAAAAUUGACCCUAAAACAAUUGAUACAACAGGCAGUAUCGAUUUGGCCCAAUAUGUUGCUGUCAACACUCAAACGGCUCAUCCUCACAUCGAAUCCAAUGGAGUGGUUUACAAUUUAGGCAGCAAUUUUAGUGGAAAGGGAAGUUACAAUGUGAUUAAAGUUGAUCCUAAUGCGUCGAAAGGGUUUACAUCAACUUCGCUUUUAACUAGUAUUCCAGUUCGUAAUCAAAUGUACCCAUCAUAUUAUCAUAGUUUUCUGGUUACGGAGGAUUUUAUCAUCUUCAUUGAGCAGCCUCUAGUCACAUCAAUUCCUUCCAUACUUCUCAAUCAUUUUACUGGUGGUGCUUACAGUGCAGCCUUGAAAUGGCGACCAGAGUUUAAGACUCGUUUCAAUGUGAUAAAAAAAUCUAACGGUGAAAUAAUUGCAGAUAAUUAUGUUAGUGAACCCUUUGCUUUCUUUCACACCAUCAACGCCUACCAAGAGGAUGGUCAUAUUAUUUGUGAUAUUUGCUGUUACCAAGAUGGAUCCAUAGUUAAUGCAUUAUUUUCCGAUAAAUUGGCUCAAAUCAGUAAUCAAGCCGCUGAAAGUAAAGCAGAAUCUGUUAAAGAAUUUCAGUCUCUCAAAUCUCAGGCUCGUCGUUAUGUUUUACCCUUGAAUAUUGAUUCAUCAAAUGAGCUUUUGACAAACCUUAACAGACUGAAAGGCUCGUCAGCAAAAGCUAUACGUAAUGGUAAUGAGAUUGAGGUAACGCACGAACCUUUAACUUCAACUGGUUCAAGUAUGGCUGAAAUGCCUCAGAUUAACUAUCGUCAUUAUAAUGGUAAAAAUUAUCAAUAUUUUUACUCAAUUACAAGGGGAAAAGAUUUUCUAACUCAAUUGUUGAAAUGCAAUGUAAAGACUAAAGAAACUGUGAUUUGGUCUGAUGCAGGAUGUACGCCAUCUGAACCAGUUUUCAUCCCAAAACCAGGAGCAAUCGAUGAAGAUGAUGGUGUUAUUUUAUCUGCCGUUUUGUACGAGAACAUUGAAAAUGAAGGGUUCCUUUUGGCUCUGGACGGAAAAUCAUUUAAAGAAUUGGCAAGGGCUCACUUUAAAACUCCAUCUGCAAUUACCAGUGAUUUUCAUGGUUUAUUCUGUCCUAUUGAAUCUUCAGACCAACUUAACAAAUGAAGUUGCAAAAUCCAUCAAUGAAUUACAUUACAUUACAUACUGUGUUACAUUCAUAUCUAAAGCUAUAACAUGUAUUGUCAAUAUUAUUGGACAUCGAAGUUUUGGCAAUUUUUGUUAAAUUUAUUUUCAAAUACGAUUCACAUUACUGGACUGUAAUCCCGUUGAAUCCUCAGACCAACUUAUCAAGAGUAACAAAUGAGCUUAAAAUUCAUAAAUGAACGUGUAUUACAUUCAUAUCUAAAGCUAUUGUCAAUAUUAUUCAACACUGAAGUUUUGGCAUUUUU